Molecule: messenger RNA, 336 nt
Organism: Guillardia theta CCMP2712
Lineage: Eukaryota; Cryptophyceae; Pyrenomonadales; Geminigeraceae
Exons: 3
Biological process (GO): mannosyl-inositol phosphorylceramide biosynthetic process
Molecular function (GO): mannosyltransferase activity
Source: RefSeq, a predicted model, not a curated record
AUUUGGUUGGGGGGAAACAUUCCAGAGCAGUUCCUGGCAUGGCGCAAUACCUGGAUCGAUCUCCAUCCAGAAUGGCAGCACAUCCUCUGGACGGAGGAGGACGUAGAGGAGCUCGCAAUGCUGAACCCCGAGGCCUACAAGAACGCUCCCAACCUGGGAGCGAAGUCGGAUCUGCUGCGCCUGGAGGUGGUCUGGAGGUUCGGGGGUCUUUACAUCGACAUCGACUUCGAGUGCCUCAAGAGUUUCGACGUGCUGCACGACCACCUGGACUUCUAUGCUGGACUGAGCAAUGUGGGGGCCAUGGAGAUAAGCAACGGUAUCUUCGCUGCAAGGUGA